Messenger RNA from Chelonoidis abingdonii (Abingdon island giant tortoise), 1999 nucleotides. The record is from RefSeq and is a predicted model, not a curated record. Lineage: Eukaryota; Metazoa; Chordata; Testudines; Testudinidae.
AAGCUAUAUAUAGGGAGGAGGCCAUAGGGAAGAUCCCACAUCACUUUUAGGACUAGCGAUCAGCGAACAACACCAUGCCCCACAGGACCUUUCCCAUUCUGCAUCCCAGCAUUUAAACCAGGCUGAAUCGGAUUGUUUAGUGGACGCAGAACAGCCGUCACUGCAGCCCCUGAAGUGAGAGACCAGACGUGGCACAAGCGCAGCAGCAUCUGACAGAGCUCACCUGGAGAAUUACUCUUGGCUGAAGUGAACACGCUACAUAGGCGCAAAGAUGAGUUGCCACGAAAUAUUUGUGAGCAUCAUAACACCAACAGGAAUACUGUGCUAUAUUGUUAAAGCAAGUGACUUUUCCAGUAACCACACAUCCCUAGCUGAAGAAAAGAGAAAAACAGCAGAAGCAGCAAAGCAGAAAGCAAUUGAGAUUCUGAGAGAUGCCCUGAGGAAGAAGGACCGAGUGCUGAUGGAGAAGCCCCAGGAUUUGGUUUUUGGUGAUAGUGGAGAUCACAAAUUCUGGAUGGAACGCCACGCGAUACUGACAGAAGAGUUAGUUCGAUGCCUCAUCUCAGAGCUGGAAGGUGUGAAGUUUAAGGAGGAUCUAACCUGGGGAAAUAGAUAUGCUUAUGUUUAUCCAAAGUCUGGUGACAAAACAGUGUAUUUGUGCCCGCUAUUCUGGGAGGCUUCCACAGAUCUUGGAGAAGGUUCUCAGCCAGGGAUUCUUAUCCACGAAGCGUCUCAUUUCCUGGGGAUACGAGAUAUCACCUAUUCCAAGGAGACUAUUUCUGUUGCCUGCAGAGGGAAGUUGGCAAAGUUGAAAGUUGGUUCAGAACCCAGUGUCCCAGAUCUGAAUUCGCUUGGGAAAGCAGUAUUAAAUGCUAACAACAUUGAGUAUGAAUUUGAAAUUACCCUAAAUCACAAAGGAAGAUACAAGAAUGGAAAAUACUCCUGCUGUGGGGAAAAAGCCGUGAACUCAGUUUGUGAGAGAGCUGUGCCUGAUGAGUUUCUGAUUCACUAUUUCAGGGAAAGCUCACUAGGAAGGAAGAAGAUCAAUGAAGUGCUGCAGUCGUUAUUGCCGGCAAGAGACAGAUUGCAGAAACUCUUCUCUCAGCUUCGGGAAAUUGCAGAUGAGAUUGACAUGGUCCACAAAGGAGCAACAAUAGCAAACAUUACUGGAGGGACAGUGGGAAUAGCUGGGGGAAUAACGACCAUUGUAGGCCUCUGUCUUGCUCCCGUUACAUUUGGGGCAUCUCUGAUAGUCUCUCUCACAGGACUGGCUGUUUCUACAGCAGGGGGGCUGACUAGUGUGGCCGCAACCACUACAGAUAUAGUGGCAAGUAAAGUCAAGAAGGAAACAGUAGAGAAACUCUUACAGGAGUGUCAGGCCGAGUUGGAAAAUAUCCAAGAGGCUACACAAUGCUUGGAAAGUUGUGAAGACUUUGCUUUUAUGUUUCCAGUCACACAGAUAGGGGCAGGGGUAGGACGAGCUGCCUUUAACAUCCCCAAAAUGGUCAAAGCUGGGCAGCUCCUGGCUAAUGCUGGUAAAGUUGCAAGAUUUGCAGGAGCUGCUACCCAUGUUCUAACAGCUCUCACCCUGGGGUUAGAUAUUUUCUUUGUAGCAAAGGAUUCUGUGGAACUCCACAAUGGCGCAAAAACGGAGUUGGCAGCUAAUAUCCGAGAAGCCGUCAAUGAAAUGGAAAAAGUGAUUGGCCAAGUCAAUGAAAUGGAGCAAAUAAUUUGCCAAAUCAAUGAAAUUUACAAGGCACUAACUGCAGGUAAACAAGAGUGAAUUUUGGGCAAAAAUCAGUGGCUCAGUCCUGCAAGAUGCUGAACAUCCAUCCCCACUGCCUUCCACAGGGACUGGAGGGAUUCAGCGCCCCACAUCAUCCUGCUUUUUAGCCUAGUGAUGUUCCUACUGAACACACCCACUCCCAGGCCCCACUCUUUAUGUAUGCACAUUCAUGAUUACUACAUUUUACACAUAUUAAAACCAGUCCUAAAAUUA